Messenger RNA from Trichoderma virens Gv29-8, 16152 nucleotides. RefSeq lists its product as uncharacterized. Gene Ontology annotation, cellular component: cytoplasm. Gene Ontology annotation, molecular function: catalytic activity; phosphopantetheine binding. Gene Ontology annotation, biological process: secondary metabolite biosynthetic process; amino acid activation for nonribosomal peptide biosynthetic process. The coding region runs from base 1 to 16152 and encodes 5383 amino acids. The record is from RefSeq and is a predicted model, not a curated record. The transcript has 8 exons. Lineage: Eukaryota; Fungi; Ascomycota; Sordariomycetes; Hypocreales; Hypocreaceae.
AUGGCAGAUGAACAAUUCGUCCCACCCAACUCUGAGAGUGGUUCUGCGUCAGAACAAGACCUUGAUCAGAUAUGGACUUGGAAUGCUUCGAUACCGCCUCCCGUGGAAGGUUGCGUUCACGAUCUCAUCAAGGAAAUAGCUCUGAACCAGCCAGAUACCCUGGCAAUUUGCGCCUGGGAUGGCGAUUUCACCUAUUCUCAGAUGGACAACCUGGCUAACGAGGUCGCCCAUCGUAUUCUCGAAUUUGGCAUCGAACCAAAGUCGAACAUACCGAUUUUAUUUCCGAAGUCACGAUGGACUUGUAUCGCAAUGCUGGGUGUCAUCAAAGCAGGAUGCAGCGCGAUCGCCCUUGACGGGACACAACCCGAUACAAGAUUGCGAUCAAUUGUCCACCAGACAAGAUCCAGAUUAAUCGUUUCAUCAGCUACAUAUGCUUCGAGAGCGAACCUGUUGAUGGAUGUCCCAGUUCUUCAGCUUGACGACAGAUUAUUGGAAGUUCAGGAACUUCCAAGAGAGCAUUUAUCUUCAUUACCCUCCAUUUCGCCAUCCGAUAUUGUGUAUAUAUCAUUCACGUCAGGUACGACUGGGCAACCCAAAGGUGCCUGUAUUAGCCACUCGAAUGUUAGAAGCGCAGUUCACUACCAAGGCAAGAAGCUUGGAUUUCACCGACGAGCGCGGGUGUUUGACUUUGCUCCGUAUUCCUUUGAUGUUGCAUGGAGCAACUUUUUGCAUACGCUAUGUGCGGGUGGCUGUCUCUGCAUUGCUUUAGAAGCGGACAUGGUGAAUGAUCUCUCGUCCGCCAUAACUGCUUUUAAGGCGACCUUGAUCAACAUUACCCCAACUGUUCUCCGAACGAUCAGUCCGAUACCGCCAACUAUUGAGACAGUGCUUCUGAGUGGCGAAAUGCCAUAUCGGCAAAAUGUGACCGAAUGGGCUGGACGCGUGAGGCUGCUUAAUACCUAUGGACCUACCGAAUGCACUUUUAAAUGCGCCUUCUCCGUGAUCGAUCCAUCCAAGGAGGGUCGUCCAGAUAUCGGCUCCGGAGUUGGUUUCUCUACGUGGCUUGUCGAUCCUAAUAAUACCGACCGGCUUGCUUCAAUAGGAUCAGUUGGGGAGCUGUACCUCGAAGGUCCAUUAGUUGGUCAGGGCUACUUAUCAGAUCCUGAAAAGACAUCGAUGGCAUUUGUCAACAAUCCCAUAUGGCUACUUGCAGGAAGUAGUAACCGAGCUGGCCGACAGGGUAGACUCUACAAGACUGGGGAUCUUGUAAAGUACAAGCCCGACGGCAAGUUGUUAUUUGUUGGUCGGAAAGAUACCUCUCAGUUGAAAAUACGAGGCCAAAGGGUUGAAAUUGGCGAUGUUGAGCAUCAUGUACGUGCUUGCCUUGAGGACUCUCUUCCAAUUAUUGUCGACAUUAUUCAGCCUCUUGGAAGUGACAGCUUCUCUUUGACUAUGUUUGUCUCGACCAAAAAUAUGGAUACUGAACGCGUCAAAAAACUACUGGAUGGUAUUGGAGACAGGUUACGAGAUGUGUUACCAGCUUUCAUGAUCCCCAGCAUCUACCUUCCAAUCGAUGAUAUCCCUGUCGCCUCUACCGGUAAAGUGGAUCGCCGAUCAUUGCGAGAAAUGGGAAGCGCUCUGUCCUGGAAUAAGAUUAUUGCGCUGCAAUCAACAAUUUUUUCUAUUAAAGAAUAUUGCGAACCUUCUACGGAGAAAGAGAAGCAGCUCUGUGCGGUUUGGGCAGAGGUCUUGGACUUGGACUCAUGCCUUAUUAGCACAACAGACAACUUCCUUCGACUUGGGGGUGACUCGGUGGCUGCCAUGCGUGUGGUUGCAAAGGCUCGAGAGUACGGACUGCCAUUGACUGUUGCAGACCUUUUUAGGAGCUCAACGCUGAGAGACCUGGCUCGGAUGACUGAGAAGCAAUCACUUAGCCACCAAGAUGAGGAAAUCGCACCGUUCUCUUUGCUGAAUGGGGCAAAGAACCAGACAGAGAUCUGUACAGAGGCUGCAAUCCUAUGUGGUGUGGAGGCGGCUGAAAUAGAAGAUGUUUAUCCUUGCACACCACUACAACAAGGAAUGCUCGCAAUGACGAACAGAGACGAAAGCGCGUCACGUCCUGGAGGCAAGUCGCCGAAAUUGAGGAUGGACUACGUUUCGAGAACCGUUUUUGAACUACCCGAAGACAUUGAUGUUGAGCGAUUACAAGAUGCAUGGGAAACUGCUGUUAUGAGCGCAUCGAUUCUUCGAACAAGAAUCGCUGAUCUAUCUGGGGAAGGUCUGGUCCAGAUUGUCGUUGCGGACAGUCGUGCGCAGCUGCAACAGUUUCAACAUAUCAACAACUUUCUAGAGCUAGCGCAGCCAAUGGGCCUGGGGACUCCGUUAUGCCGCGCAGGCGUGAUACGAGGUGACUCUCCAUAUUUCGCUCUCGAAAUGCACCACGCCAUAUUUGAUGGAUGGUCCACAGCACUUAUUUUAGACUCACUCGAGGCAUCCUACCAACAAACUAGAGGAACAUUACAACCUCUUAAACCUUUUCAGCCAUUUAUCAAGUAUGCCUUAUCUGCAGAUAGCCCAGAAGCAGCAGCGUUCUGGAAGUCUCAGUUUGCUGACACCGAGGCCACUAUUUUCCCACCUCCUGGCCACGUAUCCGAUGAAAAAAUCGACAUAAGUCAUGAAGUCACCGAUUUGGAGUGGCCAAGUAGCGGUAUUACGCCAUCAUCAGUAAUACGUUCGGCACUUACAUUGUUACUUGCCUCAUAUACAAAUUCGAACGAUGUCAAGUAUGGAGCCACUGUAAGUGGCAGACAUGCUCCUGUCUCCGGAAUAGAUCGAAUCGCUGGUCCUACAAUCGCCACAAUUCCGAUACGAGCGAAAUUUCAUUGGGAUUCCACGGUGGAAACUCUUUUACAACAGGUCCAGCAGCAAGCCAUAGAUCUUUCUGCUCAUGAACAGUUUGGCCUCCAGCGUAUUCAGCGUGCCCAAGAGGAUAACGAAGAAGCUAGCCAAUUCCAAACUCUUCUGGUUAUUCAACCAGCCACACAAGGGACAAGUCAGAAAGAUGGCGGUCUCUUUUCUCACACUAGGGGUGACUCUCAGCAUACACCUACGUUCAGAAUUGUUGAUAAAGACGGACAGGACGACAGCAUGGGCAUCUACAACUCGUAUGGAAUGCUGAUAAUAUGUCAGCUAGAGGAUUCGGGAUUAAAACUGAAAAUAAAUUUCGACUCAGGCGCGAUCCAGCAGAAGCAAGCCCAACUUUUUGCUCAUCAGCUAGAGCACUUGAUAAAACAGCUCUGUGAUGAACAAAUAACAAAGUCACCAUUGCGCAAUAUUGCCUCAAGCAGCGAGGGAGACCUCAAGCAAAUAUUCAAUUGGAAUAGAGCCUUGCCAGAGCUGGCCGAUGGAUUCGUAACUGAUUUGAUCGACCAGCAAGCUAUAAACUCUCCAGAUGCCAUCGCCAUUUCGUCAUGGGAUAGAAGAUUUAACUACGAGGAGCUGGAAAAUGCUUCAAACCGCCUAGCGCACCGCCUUCAACAAGAAGGAGUUGGUCCUGGAUCUGUUGUCAUAUUAAGCUUCGAGAAGUCUUCUUGGAUGCCUGUUUGCAUGAUAUCUGCCCUGAAAAUUGGAGCAGUCGUGCUACCGAUGUCUUCACCAACAUCGAACAAACGAGCGCAAGCCAUGGUCGAAAGCCUACAACCAACCAUUGCUAUUGUAUCGAAUUCUCCUGAUACAUCUCCGUUCCGAGAUCUAAUACCAAUAUUUGCUAUCUCCGAGUUGGUGCAGUUUAGCGACGAAGAAUGGCUUCGAGUGCUCCCACCUCGUGAGAACCAUUGCUCAGAUCCGGCCCUCAUAUUGUUCACCUCUGGCUCAACAGGGACGCCCAAGGCUAUUCUAUGGAGCCACAAAACCCUAUCGAGCAAUAUUCAAGCAGCCAGAGAUUCUUUCGAUAUCACAACUAGUAGCAGGGUAUUCCAGUUUGCUGGAUAUGAAUUCGACGUUAGCACAGUGGAAUCACUUGCAACAUUAUCAGUUGGAGGCUGUUUGUGCAUACCAUCUGAGUCAGAUAGGACCAAUCGACUAUCUGGAGCUAUUAAUGAUGCCAGGGCUAACUGGCUAUGCUUAACGCCUUCUGUAUCCGAAACUCUCGUUCCCACAGAACUGCCCUCUUUGAAAACUCUCGUGUUUGCCGGCGAAAAAUUGCAACGUAAGACUGCAUUUAGGUGGACAGAGCAGCUCGACACAGUAUAUAACUGGUAUGGACCAGCGGAAGCAUCAGUCGCGACAUCAUACUCAAUUGACAAAAAGACAUGGAAGAAUGGAAUCAUUGGCACCAGUACAUUUGGCGCGACUUGGCUUGUCGAUCCCAAAAACCCAAGUGUCCUAGCGGCAAUUGGUACAAUUGCGGAACUGUGCAUCGAAGGGCCCCUUCUUGCGAGCUACACGGGUAAAGAUGGACAGACAUUAAACGAGAAAGCUUUCUUUUCUCCGUCUUGGCUUUGUCGCGGUACUUGUGAACCAACCCCACAAAGUAGACAACUCUAUCGAACUGGCGAUCUGGUCAAGUACGAUGUUGGCGGAACCAUUCUAUUUAUCAGCCGAAAGCAGGACUCACAAAGAAAGAUAAGAGGCCAGAGAAUAGACCUGAACGAAGUGGAGAUCUAUGCUCAAACGUUUCUACUUGGAAAGCUUGACGUAGCCAUUGUGGCCGAAAUCAUUUCUCCGUCAGGUAGCGGUAGCGAUAUUUUGGCUCUCUUUAUUAGUCCCAUGGGCACCGAGGCUCGUGAGGAAGAUGUUGCAAGUUUCGUCAAGCGAGCCCUGCCGGCUGAAGAUUUGGAAGCCGACUUGUCAAAUCAUCUACCAUCAUAUAUGAUACCAAGAGUCUAUGUUUCUAUCGAAAAAAUUCCUAUGAAUCACUCUGGAAAGACUGACAGGAAGCGUCUGCGCCUUAUCGGCAGCUCAUUAACCCACGAACAAUUGGCAUCUAUGCAGCCUUUACGCAGAGAAAUACGGAAACCCUCUGGUGCGAUGGAGACAAAAUUGCAACAAAUUUGGUCCGAAGUUAUUGGCAUUGAUGGUGAUGCGAUAUAUGCUAACGACAGUUUCUUCCGUUUAGGGGGGGAUUCUGUCAUGGCUAUGCGCCUAGUAGCAUCCGCACGUAAACAAGGAUAUUUAUUGACGGUUGCAGAUAUUUUCGAAGCGCCCCAACUUGAGAAAAUGGCAUUGAGGAUUAAGCACGAUAUUGGUGCCCUAGAGCAGGUAGUGUGUCCGUUUUCACUGCUCGGAAAAGGCAUCAGCGAGGCCGAGGGUCGUUCAUUUGCGGCCAGACUGUGUUCAGUUCCGGAAUCUCAAGUUGUUGACAUUUACCCUUGCACAUCCCUCCAGCAAGGAUUACUUGCUCUAGGAGCUAGGAAACGUGGCCAAUACAUUUCACGCAGCGUUUUAGGGUUGCAAUCUGAAGUUGACACGGAGCGACUUCAACGGGCAUGGCUGGCUACAGUGGAGAAACUACCCAUUUUGAGAACGCGCAUCAUCGAUAUUCCUCGCCAAGGUUUGAUGCAAGUAGUUCUCAAGGCAUCUCCUUUACGGUCUGGCCACGAUGUGGAAGCCUAUAUUCGGGAUGAUGAAUUGGAGCCCAUGGGUUUGGGGACAGAACUCUGCCGCGCCGCCAUCAUUGGCCGCAAUUUCAUAUUCACAAUACAUCACUGCACGUAUGAUGGCGACUCAUUGAAGAUGAUUUUAGAUGAGAUUGAGUCACAGUACCUUGGAAAACCUGGACUGGCUGUUACACCGUUCCAGAACUUCAUCAAGCACCUAAGCCAAGUAAGCCAUCAGGACGCAUCUCAAUUUUGGCAAAACCAGUUUGCAAACUUGGAGCCUCGACAAUUCCCUGUUCUACCAUCUUCGGACUAUCAGCCACAGGCAAAUGAAGAUUUUGAACAUUCAAUUUCGCUGAAAUGGCCACGCACUGGAACGACGCCGUCCACAAUAAUACGGGCAUCUUGGGCAAUUCUGGCUGCUCAAUACACGUCAUUCAGUGAUGUGAUAUUUGGACUGACAGUCAGUGGACGUCAAGCAACUCUAAAAGGCAUAGAAAAUUGCGUUGGACCAACCAUAUCGACAAUACCUGUUGCGGUUUCGUUGGAUUGGAAUGAGACCAUUGAAGCAUUCCUUGAGCGAUUGCAACGCCAAAUGAUCGAAACAACGCCCUAUGAGCAGUUUGGACUACAAAAUAUUCAGAAUUUAUACAAGCAUCUGGAUCCUUCCAUGAUACAAACUCUGCUUGUGGUGCAGCCCGUAGCUGAAGGAAAGAGGCUGCAUGAAGAUAACCUUACACAGGGUACGGAUCCUUUCAAUACAUAUGCUCUGAUGAUUAUCUGUGAAUUGGCAUCCGACGGGCUGCGUUUGCGAAUGAGUUUUGAUAGCAACAUCAUUGAUAAAGAGCAAAUGCGUCGCAUGGCGCAUCAGUUUGAGACCAUACUUGGACAAAUAUGUUCGGAAAAUAUGGUCACAGCUACGCUUGAUACAAUGCAGACAGUCAGCAACAACGACCUGGACUUUUUCUGGGGUAAAAAUGCAGAGCUUCCUGGCGAGGCAGAUACAUGCAUUCACGAUAUUAUCGCGGCAGCAGCAACAGCACACCCAGAUAAGAUUGCCAUAGACGCUUGGGAUGGACGGUUUUCCUACCAACAAGUUGAAGACCUUUCAACUACUCUUUGCCAAGGACUGAUGCGACUGGGAACUGAAAAGGGUUCAGUUGUUGCACUUUGUUUUGAAAAAUCUAAAUGGGCUGCAGUCGCUCAAAUCGCUGUUUUUAAAGCUGGGGCCGUUAGUUUGCUACAAUCCAGUGCCGUUCCUGAGCGACGAAUUGCCGCCGUCUUUAAAAAUGCCAAUGUCAAGAUCGCAUUGGUCUCUGAGUCUCUAAUCGACAUGAUUUCUCGACAUGCUAAUAGUUUUACGAUCGAUCAACUGUUGGCGAUACACCAUCAAGAUGAAUGCAUACCGUUACCGAUACUGAAAAUGAGCGAUCCAGCUGCUAUUCUCGUUUCAUCUGGAAGCACAGGAGAGCCAAAACAAAUACUCUGGAGCCAUAGAGCGGUGUCGGGAAACAUCAAAGCUCACAGUGAACACCUGUCAAUUGAUGCAUCUUCUCGAAUCUUCCAGUUUGCCUCAUAUGAUUUCGACCUCAGCACUAUUGAGGUAAUGUCUGCGCUUGCCAGUUUAGGUUGUGUGUGCAUACCAUCGGAAGCUCAGAGACUAGAUGGAUUGUCAGCCGCUAUCAACAGCUUUGGAGUUAAUCAUCUUAAUGUUACCCCUUCGGCGGCCAAACUUCUCCGCCCUGAAGAUAUGCCCAAUCUAUCGACCCUCGUAUUCGCUGGUGAGAAUCUCACUCGGCAGGACAUCGACAGAUGGAAGGGGAAAAGUCAAAAAAUUAUCAAUUGGUACGGACCAGCUGAAUGUUCUGCGGCGACUUUCUGCGCUGUUGACGACGAGACCUGGCGCAGCGGUGUUAUUGGGCGGAUUGAUUCGAGACAUCCGACCCUUUGCUGGCUCAUUGAUCCAAGAAACUACAACAAGUUGGUACCUUUCGGCGCUGUUGGCGAAAUUGCACUCGAAGGGCCCAUGUGCGCUGAGGGCUACCUCGGGAACCAGACAAAAACAGACCUUUCAUUCUGUAGAGAUCCAGGGUUUCUAGAAUUGGGGCAAGGAAUGGGUAAAUCCGGUAGACCCGGCCGCAUUUAUCGCACUGGCGAUCUGGCUAGAUAUGAUACCAACGGCGAUUUGAUCUUUUUGGGUAGGAAGGACUUUCAACUCAAAAUCCGAGGCCAACUUGUUGCCCCGCAAGAGGUAGAGCAUUCUAUACGGCAAUGUCUCGUGGAUGAAGACGAAGUUCAAGUGGUGGUAGAUGCUGUCGUGCCUAAACAUAGUGGCAACCUUACUCUUGUUGCAUUCGUCACCUUGGCUACUCACGAUGCAGUGGAAAGUCUAACGGUAGGAUUAAACGAGAAGCUUAAAACUGUUCUACCGCGAUACGCCAUUCCAUCUUACUACAUACCAAUUCCAUCCAUUCCGACCACGCAAACAGGAAAGAGAAAUCGAGCUCGAUUACAGGAAAUUGGGUCUGAUUUCAACCCCCCACGUCAAGAAUCUGACGAAGAGAAGCUAGAACCAUCAACUACUACUGAGAUCAAACUGAGGGAGUUGUGGUCCCUUGUCCUUGGGAUAAAUGCAACUGAGAUCUCGGCAAACGAUAGCUUUCUGAGAAUUGGGGAUUCUAUACAGGCUAUGCGGUUAGUUGGAAUUGCCCGACAGCAAAAUUUGCGUUUGUCAGUAGCCGAGAUCUUCCAACAUCCUAUAUUGCUAGACAUGGCAAAAUAUCUUCGGCAUGUGGACGAGGGGAAAGAUGCGGUUUCCAUCGACCCAUAUACGUUGCUUCAUCCAACACAGCCAGUAGAGCUUCUACGUCAACAGGCAGCAUCCAUGUGUGACAUUGCUUAUGACGAUGUUGAAGACUUAUUUCCUUGCACGCCAUUACAAGAAGGACUAUUAGCCCUGACUGUGAAACGUGAAGGCGAUUACACCGGUCGCAAUAUUCUGAAGAUCAAACCAUCAGUCGAUAUCCAUCGAUUUAAAAGAGCGUGGGAGAAGGUAGUUUCCACACUGCCUAUCCUACGAACAAGAAUUACAGAUCUUCCAGGGCAAGGCUUAUUGCAGGUCGUUAUCCGCGAACGCGACUACUGGAUUGAGGCAGAUGAUAUUAAUGAGUAUCUUACAAAGGAGAGACAACUACAUAUGGGACUUGGGUCCCCCCUCAUGAGAUGUGGGCUGAUUUCGGAAAAUCCUAACCAAAACCGAUUGCGUUCCCGCACCAGUGAGAAAGAAUCCUCUUCGUCGCUAUAUUUUGUAUUGACGAUGCAUCAUUCCAUCUACGAUGGCCUAACUACGCCAUUAAUAUUCGAAACACUAGAAAACUUCUACAAUGGCAACACACCAUUAACACACUCUAAUCUCCAGUCAUUUGUCAAAUAUAUGGGCAACAUGGAUAGGAAAGCAAAAAUCAACUUCUGGGAAGCUCAGUUCAAGGACUUAGAGGCUGUGCAAUUCCCUGCUCUACCCUCCCCAACACAUCAACCACAGACAAAUUCCGUUUUAGAGCGGUCGAUUAAAGACAUUACUUGGCGAAAGGAUAAUAUCACCCCGUCAACAGUGAUACGUUCAGCAUUUGCACUACUAUGCUCGCAGUAUUCCAAUUCGACGGAUGUUGUAUUUGGAACAGUGGUGGAUGGGCGCAAGGCUCCUGUCGAAGGUAUCGAGAGGCUAGUAGGCCCUACCAUUGCUACUGUGCCAAUCAGAGCCAAGAUCAACAAAGAAGUCAAUAUUGCGAAACUCCUUAAUGAAAUGCAACAUCAAGCAACAGAUAUGAUCCCAUACGAACAAAUGGGUCUAUCAGCAAUACGCUUGAUAAGUGAUGAAGCGCAACAAGCGUGUCAAUUCCAGGCGUUCUUAGUUAUCCAACCGCAGGAGCAAAAUACAAAGGAAAGUGGCCUUUUCGAUUCCGAACCUAUCCAGGUUGACACUGAGGCUGGACCUCAUCGCUACCAUGGGUUUAACUCAUACGCAUUCUCUUUAAUUUCUACUUUAGUUGAGAAUCAACUAAAAUUGGAAUUUUGCUUCGAUUCGACUGUAGUCGAGAACGAAACAAUCCGAAGGAUGGCAACAAGCUUUGACCAAUUGCUGAAGAAUCUUUGUUCGCAUAGUCUAGAUGAUUCAUCGGUUGAAUACAUCACUAUGGCAAGUGACGAGGACCUUGGCGAGAUAUGGAGAUGGAACUCUGAUCAACCAGAGAGCAUUGAACGAUGUGUCCAUCAUCUCAUUGAAGAGGUUGCCCGUAUCCAACCUGAUGCUUUAGCAAUUUCUGCUUGGGAUGGUGACUUGAGCUACGAGCUCUUGGAUCGCCUAGCCAACACAGUUGCUCAUAAGUUAGUCGAAAUCGGUGUUGAGCGGAAUAUGAUCAUUCCAAUUUGUUGUGAGAAGUCAAAAUUUGCCAUGGUAGCGUUUCUUGGUGUUAUUAAAUCGGGAGGCGCAGCCCUUUUACUAGAUCCCACUUUGCCCGCCUCACGUCUCAGAUCAAUCAUUGAGCAAGUCAAUCCAUUGUUGAUUCUGACCUCUGCCUUACAAGAAGCACUGAGCUCUACUUUGAGUACAAAAACUUUGCUCGUGGGCGACAGCUCAGACUUUAUUCAGUCUACCAUGGUCAAAGAAACAGGCCGUAUUACUAAAGAGUUGCCAUAUGUUGACCCUUCUGAUCUAUUGUACGCGAUUUUUACAAGUGGAAGUACAGGAGCACCUAAAGGCUGUCUCAUGCAGCACCGAAACUUUAGCAGCGCAGUGGUGCAUCAACGAGGCGUUUUGAAGCUCCACAAUCGCUCGCGAAUGUACGAUUUCUCAUCGUACGCGUUUGAUGCAUCUUACUGGAGCGCUUUUCAUGUUCUCACUGCCGGUGGAACUCUAUGUAUUCCAAGUGAUACAGAGAGAAAGAACAAUCUGACGCAGAGUAUUCAAAGGUUUUGCGCCACAGAUAUCUUUCUUACUCCUUCCACAGCACGUUUAAUUGACUCUUCAUUAACGCCAACGUUGCGGAAUGUUCAUCUUGGUGGCGAAGAGGUUACAAAAGACGACGUUGCUCGGUGGUUGCCGUAUGCGAACACUUUUGUGUCUUACGGACCAGCUGAAUGCUCUGCGGGAACACUAUACUAUAAUGUGCCAAAUCCAAUGCCAUUCCGACUAGCUAUAGGCAAACCCGUAGGAGUCUCUGCAUGGAUUGUGGACCCUGAAAACAGUGAGCGUUUAUUGCCUAUCGAGUCUGUGGGAGAACUCUAUUUGGAGGGAGCAUUGGUUGGCAAAGGCUACCUGGAAGAUACAGAAAAGACACAACGAUCAUUCAUUGAAAAUCCUCAAUGGCUACUAAAUGGAAGCCCUGACGGUUCCAUACCUGGACGGAGAGGUCGACUUUAUAAAACAGGAGAUCUCGUAAAAUACAAUUCCAUUGACGGAACAUUCAUAUUCGUUGGAAGAAAAGAUACACAAGUUAAGCUCCGAGGACAAAGAAUUGAGCUCUCUGAAGUUGAGCACCAUGUCCGAAGCUGCUUGCUUUCAAGGCUGGAAGUCCAUACAGCAGUUGCAGAAAUUAUUACUCCAAAGAUUACGGGACGAUCAGCGCUAGUUGUGUUCAUCCAGCUUCUAAAGACUCAUGACGUCAGCAUAGGGGAUGUUAUCGAUGAUGUUGAGCACGAGUUAUGUCAACGACUGCCAUCUUACAUGAUCCCGACAGCCUUUGUACCGCUAGAAAAUAUUCCACUUGGGACGAGUGGUAAAACAGAUCGGAAGCGUCUGCGUCAGUUGGGGAGCGAUUUAACCCUAGAACAAUUAGCCGGCCCAGGCAGUUCCUCAGAUAGCAAAUCGCAGCUAACUGAGUCGGAAUCUCAUCUCCGACAACUGUGGGUAACUGUUCUAGAAGUUCCAGCGGACAAAAUUCAUAAAAAUAGCAGCUUUUUGCGACUUGGGGGGGAUUCAAUAUCUGCUAUGAGGCUAACUGCUGUAGCUCGCAGUCAGGGAGUCAAUCUGACAGUGCAAAACAUCCUUGGGGCAGCGCGGUUGUCUGAAAUGGCAACAUUUAUGACAUACUUUGAAUCAGAGGACCCUGCGGCGCAUGAUAGCAUGAUUUUGCCCUUUUCGUUGCUGAAAAGUCCAGAUUCGAAAGACCGAGCUUUUGCAUAUAUAUCUAGACAGUGUGCAGUCGACAUUUCACAAAUCGAGGACAUAUUCCCUUGUACCGGAGUGCAGAAGUCUCUUCUCUCAAUGACAGCAAAAUCCGAAAACUCGUAUAUAGCCAGAUUUUCUUUGCGGUUGCACGACGAUGUCGAUAUAGAGCGUCUCCGGAAUGCUUGGCAAAGAGUGAGCCAAUUUGCAGCACCUAUUCUGCGUUACAGAAUAGUCGAUGCUCCUUCGGAAGGUCUUGUUCAAGUGCAAAUAAAUGAGUCAAUUGAUUGGAAAACCUAUGAAAGUAUUGAGGCAUAUCUUGAGCAAGAUCAAAGCGAACCAAUGGGAUUGAACAAACGCCUUACCCGACUCGCAAUUAUCCAAGGCCCCAGUGUCCAAGGACGGCUUUGUCUCAUUACUCAACAUCACGCGAUUUACGACGGCUACUCAUUGAAUCUGCUUCUAGCAGAAGUAACAAGAGCAUAUGAUGGUAUUACAGACGACGGUCCUAUUGCUCCCUUUCAACAGUUCAUCCAGCACAUCAUGAAGGUUGACCAGGAUGACGCAAGAAAAUUCUGGAGUAAUCAAUUUUCAGACACUGUUCGACGUCAUUUAACAGACAUGAAAUGGCAGAACACAGACACCACGGCUUCAACAAUUAUUAGAACAGCUUGGUCGAUUCUCACAACUCGCUACACGGAUUCAAACGACGUGAUUUUUGGAGCAAUGGUCACUGGACGACAAGCGCCGUUAGUUGGUCUCGAUCGCAUGAUCGCGCCUCUUAUCAAUGCCGUCCCUGUGAGAGUCAAGAUAGACCCAAAAGCGACGGUGGAUACCCUGCUACAAAGCGUGCAAGCACAAGCAAUUGCAAUGAUUACUUACGAGCAGACCGAAUUGCUGGAUAUUCGACGAAUAGAUGCAAACACAGAGAGUGCAAGUCGAUUUAAUACCUUAUUAGUUGUACAGCCUCCAGGCCAAACUGAGUAUGCGGAUCGAGGCGGUAGUCUAUUCCAGCAUCAACCUGAAGUGUUUUCUACUCAGGAUGGCCUUGACGACUUUAAUCCAAAUGCUGUCAUGAUAAUGUGCCAGUUGGCCAAGCCCAACGAUCUCAAGCUAGAAAUUAGCUUCGACUCCAACAUCAUUGAUUCGGCUCAAAUGGAGCGCAUCGCUAACCAGUUCGAGCAUGUUUUGCGCCAGAUUUGCAAUUCGACUGCUCAAGCGGUGGAAGAUGUCGAUCUACUCAGUGCACAAGACAUUAAGGAACUAUGGAAUUGGAAUGGGUCAGUACCCACCGCAGUCCAAGAUUGUGUGCAUGAUAUAAUUGGGAACACAAUGAAGAGACAGCCUCAAGCAAUGGCAAUAUGUUCUUGGGACGGAAGCUUGACAUAUUCUGAGCUGGAUAAUCUUUCAUAUCGUUUGGCUUCUCACUUAGUCGCUCUAGGUGUUCAACCCGGAAGCAUAGUUCCCCUCUGCUUCGAAAAGUCAGUGUGGUAUCCUGUUGCAGCUCUGGGCGCAAUGCGGGCUGGAGCGACAUGCAUCGCCAUGGACUCGACUCAACCAGAAUCACGACUGAGGUCAAUUGUCCAACAGGUCAACCCUAAACUGGUUUUGUCUUCUGUUAACAAUGAAGCGUUGGCAAGCCGCCUCUCCGAUACUACUGUAGUCAGUAUUGAUCGCAGUCGCAUUCCAGAAGCGCCCACGGACUUUAUACUGCCUAAAAUUAGCCCGUCAGACUUAUUAUACGUAGUUGUGUUCACAAGCGGAUCCACAGGCGUGCCUAAAGGUAUAUUGACGACACAUGAAAACUUUGCAUCUGCAGCUACCCAUCAAAAAGAUAUCCUGCAUAUACAUGAAGGAAGCCGUGUCUUUGACUUUGUAUCAUAUAGUUUUGAUGUUUCCUGGUCCAACCACCUGCAGACAUUGAUUUGUGGAGGUUGUCUAUGUAUCCCAUCAGAGUGGGAGCGGAAAAACGACAUCGCCGGCGCAUUCAAUAGGAUGAAAUGUGAUUAUGUGUAUUUUACACCUUCAGUUGCCCGAUCCCAGGAGCCAUCCUCGAUGCCUGGCAUCAGAACGUUGGCAAUGGGAGGUGAGCCUAUUCAGGCAUCUGAAGUAUCUCGCUGGACUCAAGCGGAAGCUGUUAUAGGAAUUUAUGGGCCAGCCGAAUGCGCUCAAGCACUAUCCUUUGCUUGCCUGGAUUCCAAAACACGGAACAAUCACGUCGGAAAUCCGUUUGGCGCGAGAACUUGGCUCGUACAACCAGGUCGCCCAGACCGCCUUGCCGCUAUUGGCACCGUUGGAGAGCUCAUGAUUGAAGGACCAACCGUUAGCAAAGGAUACUUUGGCGAUGUAAACAAGACGAAAGCAGCCUAUAUCCAGGAUCCGACAUGGCUCUCGGCAGGCACCAAGGAACAUCCAGGACGUCAAGGUACACUUUACAAGACCGGCGAUCUCUUGCGCUACAACUCGGAUGGAUCAAUGGACUUCCUAGGGCGGAAAGACGGUUUAAUUAAGCUUCGAGGUCAACGAAUUGAGCUAGCAGAAGUGGAAUUUCAUGUACGCUCCUGUCUGGGCGAUCCUAGUUUGUGCGAUGGCAUCGCUGCGGAGAUCAUUGUGCCACGAAAUAGCACCAACCCAAUUCUCGCCGUUUUCUUGAGCCUUUCUGAAGGAAACACGAUCCAACUCGAGGAGGAUGUACACAUGGUCCCCGGAGCAUAUAUCCAUGUAGAAAAGAUUCCUAUGACAACCACAAACAAAACAGAUCGACGAUCUUUACGAGAACUCGGUAGUAAGCGAACUCUAGAGCAGCUUGUGGAACUACAAUCUCAUGGGAAACCGCGGAUCAUGCCAUCCACUCUGAUGGAAAAAAGGCUUCAGACCUUAUGGUCUUCUGUUCUUGAGAUCAAGGCCGAAAGUAUUGAUGCUGAUAGUAGCUUUCUCCGAAGCGGUGGAGAGUCGAUUUCUGCCAUGCGAUUAGUCUCAGCGGCACGGGAGCAAAACUUGUCGCUGACUGUUGCAGACAUUUUCAGGUCACCGCGUUUGUCUGAAUUGGCAUUAUUGGUCAAAGAAGUCAAUUCCGACGAACAUUACCAUUCGGUAUCGCCAUUCUCCUUACUAAAAUCUGAUGACCCGCAAGCCUUCCUGGAGAAAUUUGUAAAGCCGGCUCUGGACGUUGACCUUGAGGCUGUCAGGGAUGUGAUUCCCGCAACAGAUUUUCAAGAACGCUCAAUAUUAGAUGCACUCCAGGAUCCGCCGAACAGAUAUCCUCAUUGGAUUUUUGACCUACCUGCUGAUGUGGAUUUCCCAAAGCUGGAGCGCGCUUGCUUCGAAUUAGUGAAUCAUUUCGACAUCCUGCACACUGUCUUCAUCCGAGCGAAUGGCCGUUUUUGGCAAGUUUUAUUAUCGAACUUCAAGCCAACAUACGAUCAUGUAGAUGCCGACAACCAGGAUAUGGCGUCGUUUAUAGAUUCGAUCUGUGGGGAAGAUCUCAAAAGACCUCGAGAACUGGGCCGCUCGUUCGUUCGUUUCAUCAGUGUCAAACACGCCUCAGGAAAGCACAAGCUUGUGUUCAGAAUCUCGCAUGCUCAAUUUGAUGGCUUUAGCUGGGGAUUGGUUCUUCAAACUUUGUCAUUAAUCUAUAAUCAGCAACGGCUAUCGCCCUCUUCAUCUUUUGCCCAAUUCAUCUCCUUCAAUGAAUCGAAGAAGAGACAAAGCAAGUUUUACUGGACCUCAAGGCUUCAUGGAUCGUUAUAUCCAGCAUGGAGUUUCAGCGACUCUUCAAAUGAUAUAUACGCAACAGAUGACAGAUUGACAGUCAAGAAAACAAUUCCAAUGCUAAACACUCAGAGCAUGGGAGGGUUUACGCCUGCGGUGAUAUUCCAUGCCGCGUGCGCAAUCGCCCUUUCUCGCCAAUUUGAUCAACAGGAUGUGGUGUUUGGUCGCCUUGUGACCGGCCGUUCAAUGCUUCCAAGCCAUCUCCAAAACGUUGUGGGCCCCUGCAUGACAGAGGUCCCCAUCAGAGCCAGUGUAACCGCAAACAGCACUCUCGCCGAAGUUGCUUUGCAGUUACAAAACCAAUUCAUUGAAGAUUCAUCACAUGAAGCCGCAGGGAUGGCCGAGAUCAUAAGGGACUGCACAGAUUGGCCUCAAGAUGUAACGGAUUUCGGCUGGCGAACAUCUUUCCAGCAGGAAGAAGAAACGGAAUUUUCAUUCUUGGGAUCGCCUAGCACUGUUUCAUUUUAUGAACGACCCUUACUUCCUCGCAAUCGCCCUGAGAUAUACGCCACGCCGCGAGAAGGGAGCCUUGAUCUCGAAUUUGAAGGCAACCGGAAACUUACACCCGAAAGUACAGUAAUCAAGUUUUUAGCGGAGCUUCAACGCAUAUUGGGGGCAUAG